AUGGCUACGGAUUUCCCAAAAGUUGUCCCGCUGACUUGUCAUGGACACUCUCGCCCAGUUCCACAUAUCAGCUUUUCAUCUAUGGUGGAAGAUGAUCAAUACUAUCUUAUUUCCGCGUGCAAAGAUAACAACCCCAUGCUUCGUGAUGGUAUCACUGGUGACUGGAUCGGGACAUUCCUAGGCCACAAGGGAGCCGUCUGGCAGGCCCGGCUGUCUGCAGAUGCAAAUAUAGCUGCUACAGCUGCGGCAGAUUUCUCCGCGAAGGUGUGGGAUACACACACCGGCGAAUGCCUGCAUACCCUGCAGCAUUCCCACAUAGUCCGAGCAGUUGCGUUCCCCGUCCAGACCAACCCGCAAGUGCUGGCGACGGGGGGUAUGGAGAAGAAGCUACGGAUAUUCGACCUCUCGCGCGGUGGCAGCAGUAAUACUAACGAACUAUCAUCAUCUGCCACCGCUGAAAACACAGCAGAUCCGUCAUCAUCAUCCGUAGCAAGCUACGAAAUCGGACCUGGCGUGCACGGCGGCACCAUUAAAUCCAUAGUCUGGAACAUAGAUUACAACAUCCUCACGACAGCCGCAGAAGAUCGCAAAAUUCGCUGGUGGGACCUGCGCUCCCGCCACCCCGUAGUCGAGUAUAACGUCGAGGGGACGAUUGGUAGUUGCGAAUUGAAUAUGCUCGCCACCCGACCCAAUGAAGCGGGCAUUUUGAGCGUUGCGGCGGGGAAAAGUGUCUAUUUGUUUGAUGGCGCGAUGCCGGGAAGGCUGUUGAAGAAAGUCGAUUUCAAGUAUGAGGUUGCUAGUGUGGCAGUCAAUAAUGAAUCGGGUCGUUUUGUGACUGGUGGUGCUGGUGAAGAUACAUGGGCGCGGGUAUAUGAUUUACAUACGGAUGAAGAGCUAGAAGUCCAAAAAGGCCAUCACGGCCCCAUCUGGUCUGUUAGCUACUCUCCAGAUGGAAAACUGUACGGAACAGGAAGUGAAGAUGGGACUAUUAAGCUAUGGAAAGCAUGUCGUGAGCCGUAUGGUUUGUGGCGGUGA
Messenger RNA from Talaromyces atroroseus, 1035 nucleotides. RefSeq lists its product as hypothetical. NCBI's taxonomy places the organism in Eukaryota, Fungi, Ascomycota, Eurotiomycetes, Eurotiales, Trichocomaceae. The transcript is spliced from 6 exons. The record is from RefSeq and is a predicted model, not a curated record. Gene Ontology annotation, molecular function: protein binding; RNA binding. Bases 1 to 1035 code for a protein of 344 amino acids. Gene Ontology annotation, biological process: spliceosomal snRNP assembly. Gene Ontology annotation, cellular component: SMN complex.